AUGGUCAAGCUCCACGUGGGGUCGAUGGGCAAUCAAACUCCACAGCAGAAGGCCGGGUCUCAAAGCCUUCGAGUCAAGUGUACUAUACCCAACCGUGGCCACCAGAGUCUUCUCGCUAAUGUACUCCACAGUGGCCUCUCCGAGCUUAUAGGCAUCGUGACACAGCUUCAGAGAAAGAUUGCCGUGCUGGAACGACAACAGCAGGAGUCGACAAGCGAGGCCACGAUCGAACCGCACCACGAUAAUUUGCUCGUUCAAGAUAUUGCCGGCCCAGAGCAGAACAACCACAGCGCCACUCAAGCAGCAUCGCCUGUUUUCGCGGGUCCCACCAGUGCAGAUUUCAGCUUCCGUGUGGCAGAUAUCAUCCUUCAGCGAGAGAGUGGAACAGAGGCUGGAAGGUCUUGGGUGAAUGCAGAUUUGGCGGCUUCGGUCAGUGACGACGAAGAUGGAGACAACUCUGAACGUUUGCAACUCACGACAACCUCGUCAUCCUUACAUGGGCUACAGCUGCAGGAUGCGCUUCGAUUGAUCCAAGUUUACCACGAGUCUAUUGACAUUCUGCAUCCACUGGUGAACACAGAGUCAUUACAGCGGCUCGCGAGCACGCUCUUCCCCAAUGAGGGUCAUGCUGCAGCGCCCGAUGCAGCCCCCUUGUCAGCAGGCGUGGACAUUGCGCAUCUAGAGAUGGCAAUUGCGAUCGCUUUGCUUGCUGAAGGCGGAGGUUAUAGUCCAGUAGCGAGGAAAAUCCACAACGAUCUGAUCCCAAUCAUCACUAAUCACAUAUUGGGACGAACAUUUACCUUGGGGGGUCAAAUCCUCCUGCUUCUCACAGCGUUCUACCACCUGUUCCAAGACGAUUCUCGCCUUGCGUCUCGUUAUGUUGUCAUCGCAUCACGUAUUAUGGUCGAAGCUGGGCUACAUCUGAAAGAGAUACGACGGCGAUACUUCCCUUGUGACUCCGAGUACGCGAGGGUGCUUGUUGUGCUUUUCACCUGCAUGUAUCUUGAUCGCCAACUAAACUUCAACGCCGGACUGCCUCUGAGUUUGAAAGAUACCGAUAUCGACAUUCCCGAAAUGGAAACAAUGCCUCCAUACCUGAAAGCGAUGACCUCUUACAUGAGAAUGGGGCCCAGGGCCUGGGCUGCCGUGACGGAUGAGCGUGGCCAACUGAAAGGCCGGAUCAACAACGAAGAUUAUGAAUUUAUUGAUUUCCAAGUACGGCGCUGGGAGGAGAACCUGCCCAGAGAGCUGCGUAUCCGACGAGACAGCCCCGUGGCCGACCAAAUCGAUCCUCAAGCGUCGCUGAACCGGGGCACGCUGCUGCUACGGUUCGUCCUAUACUUGCGUGCGAAUCAGUUCAAGAUUGUCAUCAUGCGGCCCCUGUUGUUUUCCACGCAAACCUUCAACACCAACAUCGAGCAGGUGAAGCAUAUGACCCAGCUCGCAAAUGAUAGUAUCGAAAUGAUCGUCACAGCGGACAGGACGUACGGCCUGUAUGCGACGCAGCAGCCUCUUUUCAACCUUUUCUUGUCGUCCGCACUGUCUACAUUGCUCCUGAUCUACGUACACAGUUCUCCCGGUCGUGGAACGCUGGCCAGAUCUGACCAUCUUCCUGAGACGGGCAUGGCUGUGCAACAAGGAAUUGAAAGGGGGUUGAAACUGCUACGAUCAUACUCGCUAUCGCGCUCAUCGCAGCGUCUGUCAAAGAAAAUCGCAAGCCUGUUGCAACGUCUAGGAUUCUCCUUGUCAGGGACCGACAACCAGACCAGAGUGGGAGGCGCUCAUUCUGACCCGUCAAUGGAAGAUUGUCACUCCGUGAUCAACUCUGAGCGGCUGCAGCCAUUGGAAGUUUUCCCUUCGCAGGACUUGUCAGGCUGGAAUUGGUCCAACUUCCCGCCGUACGAUGGGCUGCCGAGUGGUAACACCUUUCAGUAUCCGGGCUCCAACAACCAGAAUUUCUCAUCUCUUGCGCUUCCGGAAAUGAAUCGCAUGCCUUUCUCGCAAGGCACCAAUCAAUUCAACAGUGAUGUGCUGCUGAGCUUCAUGAAUGAUUUUUCGGCCUAG
This is a messenger RNA of Exophiala xenobiotica, 2064 nucleotides long. RefSeq lists its product as uncharacterized. The record is from RefSeq and is a predicted model, not a curated record. Gene Ontology annotation, biological process: positive regulation of transcription from RNA polymerase II promoter by galactose; DNA-templated transcription. Lineage: Eukaryota; Fungi; Ascomycota; Eurotiomycetes; Chaetothyriales; Herpotrichiellaceae. The transcript has 3 exons. Gene Ontology annotation, molecular function: zinc ion binding; RNA polymerase II cis-regulatory region sequence-specific DNA binding; DNA-binding transcription factor activity, RNA polymerase II-specific. Gene Ontology annotation, cellular component: nucleus. Bases 1 to 2064 code for a protein of 687 amino acids.